Messenger RNA from Gadus chalcogrammus (walleye pollock), 2005 nucleotides. It is a transcript of the gene st6galnac4, whose product is annotated as ST6 (alpha-N-acetyl-neuraminyl-2,3-beta-galactosyl-1,3)-N-acetylgalactosaminide alpha-2,6-sialyltransferase 4. The transcript is spliced from 5 exons. Lineage: Eukaryota; Metazoa; Chordata; Actinopteri; Gadiformes; Gadidae. The record is from RefSeq and is a predicted model, not a curated record. Gene Ontology annotation, molecular function: alpha-N-acetylgalactosaminide alpha-2,6-sialyltransferase activity. Gene Ontology annotation, biological process: ganglioside biosynthetic process; oligosaccharide metabolic process. The coding region runs from base 215 to 1075 and encodes 286 amino acids.
GAGGUAUUUGACAGUGUCAGCGAUGUGCGGGAGGUUUUAAUGGAGUGGUUGUAAACAUUUAUAAAUAUGUUAAUAAGAAUAAUAAUCACAUUUCAGUGUCUAAUAAGCUGUUCCAUGAAAGGGGAACAUGGAUUAAUUUCUUGAUGAUGUGAAACUCAGCCGAUCAGAGGUCUGCUAUGAUCAUAAAACUGUAAGAUAGGAGACAAGCUAUGAUAUGAAAUAUCUGAAGAGCUGCUGGGUUGGUGUGGUCAGCCUCAGCCUGCUUCUGUUACUGUGGGGUGGACAUGUGCUUCAGUCCCAUGUCCCGGCCUCUCUGCCCAACACUGGCCUCAGAGGGUACGUCCGGGUCCACCCUGCCGGGAGGAACCAGUUCCUGGAGAUGCGCUGCAGCGUGUGCGCCCUGGUGUCCAGCUCGGGGCAGAUGCUUGGGGCGGGCGUCGGAGAGGAGAUCGACCGCGCUGCCUGUGUGUUCCGCAUGAACACGGCCCCCACACGGGGGUACGAGAAGGACGUGGGGAAUCGCACCACUGUGCGGGUGGUGUCGCACACAAGUGUCCCCCUGCUGCUGAGAGAACAGAACCAGCUCCUCAGAAGCUCCAUGGGCACCACCUACGUGUUCUGGGGUCCUGAGCGUCACAUGAGGCAAGACGGCAAGGGGCGCGUGUUCAACGCCCUGCUGAAGACGGCCCGGGAGCACCAAGGCCUCGGAAUCUACACCCUCACCAAAGAGAGGAUUCAGUAUUGCGAUCAAGUGUUUGAAAACGAAACAGGGAAAAAUAGAAUGAAGACAGGGUCGUUCCUCAGCACUGGGUUCUUCACCAUGAUACUGGCCAUGGACGUGUGUGAGAGCAUCCAUGUCUAUGGGAUGGUCGACAAAAACUACUGCAGCCGCACCAACAACAGUGUUGUUCCGUACCACUACUUCGAGCGACGCCACGUGGCUGAGUGCAGGAUGUACAGAUACCACGAGCACGCGCGGCGCGGGGGGCAUCGCUUCAUCACCGAGAAGGCCAUCUAUGCUCAGUGGGCCAGGCGCCACAGAAUCACCUUCAAGCAUCCAUCCUGGAGCCACUAGCUCAGGACGGAAAAGAGGGGUCCGCUCCAGUGGGCCUGGGCCCUGUGGUUGUCUAGUUUACCGUCUACACAUCCUGUUGGUCAUUAUUUGCAUAAGUGUUACUAGGUAAACAGGCUUAAAUGAGAAUUUUGAUAGUGUUAUAAAACAUGAAUGCACUUAUCAUUUCAGGGUUUACCAUCAGGUUUUUCUAAUAGUAUAACGUAGUAGUCUAAUGUAUCACUUCAUUAGAGCCCUGUCGGGCUUCUUUCUGAUCUGCUGCAGUGUAUUUCCCCAUGUUACCCAGAAUGCCUUUCUCCUUUAUCUCCUGCAGAGCCAUUUUCUUCAAUUCUGGAUUCUGGAAUCUACUGAUUCUGUUAAUGAUUUUCUUUUGUUGAUGUUGAUGUUGAAGUCGUACUCCAAAGAAAAAAUUGCGCUUUACCUACUGUGGCGAUAUUAUUCUGUGAAUUUAGCCUCAGCUAAGUAAAAUACUACACAAUACUGUUGAUGUGCUGGACAUCAUCAAGAGGCACCUUCUUACAAUGUCCAUUGUUUUAGUCUGUUUGUAACUGUAUUGCUCUGCCACUUCAUACAUGAUAUAGGACAACAUACCAGCCAUUUGCAGUGGUAAAAAAUGAUUUAUAUUUUUUAAUCAUUCAAGGCACUAUACGACUGGAGCUGUCCAUUUUAGAACACUAUAUAGUACAGGUUUCCUAGUUUGUGAUUUUUUUUUUAACUGUUUUGUGAGUUAUCUACUGUUUUACUUAAGGAGAUGAUUCCUUGGUGCCUUCUAUGGAACCGUUAUAAUUCAUCAAUUAUAAUGCAGGUUAUGAAAAUAUAGCCUGUAAUGUAUUAUCAUCAUUUUCGGAUUAUACUUAUUUUUUAAACAUUGCAUACACGACUGAAUUGUUACACACUGUAAUGUAUUAAACGGAAUACAAUAAAAUGUAACUA